CUAGAGACUUGAACUAAAUAGGUCUGUGGAAAUAUGGAAGUAUUAGAUGACGACGACAACUACAGCGAGCAGCUGAUUCUGGUGCAACAAAACCUGCGCUCGAUGCCCCCUGAAGUGGUGCAGCGCUAUGCCGAGAUUACGGAACACUUGGACUUGAGUAAUAAUUGCCUCAAGGAUCUCUCCUGGCUGGCGGCGUUCGAGCAGCUGCGUUAUCUGGUCCUGGAUGGCAAUCGCUUGCACGAGUCGCAGCUGCGCACGUUGGCUGUGCCGCUGCCACAGCUGGAGGUGCUGAUGUUGAACAAAAACGAGUUCAGUGAUCUGGCAGCAACAAUCCGGCUUAUCAGACGACUCUUUCCCAACAUACAGUACCUAAGUCUCCAUGGCAAUCCCAUUUGCCCCGAUGGCCUCCACUUGCAGCCGUUCUCCAGCUACUUAGAUUAUGAUUACGCAUACUACAGCAAUUUUAUCGCACAAUCGCUUGUUAAACUGAAAUUUCUUGAUCACGCACUGGUCAAACGUUCCUUCAGCUAUGAGAGCUUUCCCCUCAAGCGAUACGAUAGAGCUGGCAAUUCACCUGUAAGCACAACAAGACUCUGAAGAUUUCCAGAUAUAAAUUCCUUAUUUACUUGACUUAACUGAUAAAAUCUCAAUGAUAUAAAUCAUAAAUACCUGUAUUUUUAUAACAGAAAAAACUGCUUUUAGCUACGACAUGCACCCAUUAUUUGUGAUAAAAGCUCAAAUGUUGAAGCUUUUAUUGGCAGGCGAA
Messenger RNA from Drosophila hydei, 766 nucleotides. Its product is annotated as leucine-rich melanocyte differentiation-associated protein. The record is from RefSeq and is a predicted model, not a curated record. Gene Ontology annotation, biological process: melanocyte differentiation. Bases 34 to 597 code for a protein of 187 amino acids. Lineage: Eukaryota; Metazoa; Arthropoda; Insecta; Diptera; Drosophilidae. The transcript has 4 exons. Gene Ontology annotation, molecular function: protein binding.